Actinia tenebrosa (Australian red waratah sea anemone) is the source of this 1432-nucleotide messenger RNA. RefSeq lists its product as uncharacterized. The record is from RefSeq and is a predicted model, not a curated record. Gene Ontology annotation, biological process: biosynthetic process. NCBI's taxonomy places the organism in Eukaryota, Metazoa, Cnidaria, Anthozoa, Actiniaria, Actiniidae. Gene Ontology annotation, molecular function: pyridoxal phosphate binding; L-2-aminoadipate:2-oxoglutarate transaminase activity.
ACGAAGUAAUGUUGUUGGACGUGAAUAAAUAGGGUUCUUAAUUGAUCAAAUAUAUAGCUGCAGUACUGAAAGCUGUGAGAUCGAAGUGAGAUCGGUACAGUACAUCUAGAGUGUUUGAAAGAGAAUGGAUUCACUGACAGAGAAGCUCAAGUGCCAAGCGGAUUCUAUUGUCCAUCUUUCAUUAGACACACCUGAUCCUUUGCUUCUGUCCAGUUGUAAAGAUGCUGUUGAACUUGCAUCCAUGCACUGUAUGGCAGCAUGUGAUCCCCAAAGUCUGUUUACAUAUGGACCAAGACAAGGGUUGAAGUCCUUUAGAAAUGAAUUAGCAGACUUUCUCCAUGAUCACUAUCAAGAUAAUGUAUCAAGCGAGCACCUGAUGGUCACAGGAGGUGCAACACAAGCUCUCAUCAUGCUGUGUAGUGUUUUCUUUGAAAAAGGGGAUGCUGUAUUUGCAGAGGAGCCAAUUUCACCAAAAGAACUGGAUAUUAUGAAACUUCUUGGCCUCAACAUUAUACCUGUUCCAGUAGAUGAAGAUGGACUUGAUGUAAAUGAGUUGGAAAAACUACUGUCAUCUAACUCCUCAAAAGAAGAUCGUUCUGUUUCGAAGAGAGUUUUUUCUGGUGGUCUUUUUUUGACUCCUCAUUUUCAGAAUCCAACAGGAGCCUGUUUGAGUGUUGAAAGAUGUAAGCAGCUUGCCAGAUUAGUCGCACAACAUAAUAUCCUUUGCAUAAGUAAUGAUGUUUACCAUUGCUUUUCCUACGGUGAUGGUAAAGCGCCAUUUGGUGCUCCCCCAAAGAGGCUGUUUUCCUAUGAUACCAGCCACGGUAUCGCUGAAGCUACGGGUCACAUCGUAUCUUUAGGUACCUUUUCUACCAUUUUUAGUCCAGGGAUGCGGAUGGGUUGGAUUGAAGCAUUUCCUAACAUACUGGAUGCCGUUAAGAAUAGUGUAUUUGUUAAACACUGUGGUCCACCACAGCUUUACCUAACAGGAGUGAUGGAGAGUGUUCUUGGUCUGGGCUCGCUUAAAGAAUGCUUGGCUCUUCUUCGUCACACUUAUAAUUCACGUUUGGAGUGUCUAUGUGAGGCUCUCAUCCAGUACUUACCAAACUGUACUUUCAUACGACCAAAGGGUGGAUUUUUUAUCUGGCUUGUUUUACCAUCAGACAUGGAUGCUCAAGUUUUACUUAAAGUUUGUAAAGAGAAGUUCCAAGUUGAUUUUCAGCCUGGUUGUUCAUUCUCCACAGAUUCCACCAAGUUAAAGACCUAUCUACGACUUAGCAUAACUCGUUAUGGCGAUCAUACCCUGACCAAUGCAGUCUCACGGAUAGGAGAAGCCUUAAAAGAACUUACAGCACUGAGAUAAAAGUGAAAAGACAUAAAUGGGAAUAGAAAAUAGUAUUCUUCGGUAUUAAAGUAAUUUCUACGGCCAUUA